This is a messenger RNA of Lytechinus variegatus (green sea urchin), 1269 nucleotides long. RefSeq lists its product as uncharacterized. Bases 138 to 1172 code for a protein of 344 amino acids. NCBI's taxonomy places the organism in Eukaryota, Metazoa, Echinodermata, Echinoidea, Temnopleuroida, Toxopneustidae. The transcript has 6 exons. Gene Ontology annotation, molecular function: protein binding; zinc ion binding; ubiquitin protein ligase activity. The record is from RefSeq and is a predicted model, not a curated record.
AUAUGUGGGUAAAUGUCCCAUACGUGACUAACCCAGGCCCAGGAGCUCACCAUGUAUUUACCCAUACUCACGGGACAAGGGUAGAUUAUGGUCAAAAUAUCUAGCAAGAUAAAUUGUGAAAACAGAAAUGAGGAGAAAUGAAUCAUAACAAAAAAUGGCCGAACGAGAGGGGUAGAAGAGAGAACUUAUCAUUUUUUUUAUGUCCAGUCUGUGCCUCGAUGUCAGGAUACUACCGUCAUCCAUAUAAUCGUGAUGAGCUGAGAGAGCCAACAUUAGAGGAGCUUGGUUUACACUCCCAUUGUCUCAACUGUAUCUCUAAACGAUGCAAUGUUUCUGUGCAACCAGGGGUAUCAUGUGCGCACAUCUACUGCCCAUUUAAAUGUGGUGCCUACUUCCAUCAGUGUAAAGCAGAUGACCAUAGUGAGUUGUGUCCUAACGUCAGAAUGGAAUGUCUCAAUUCUGAACUUGGUUGCCAAGCAAUAAUGAGACGUGCCUUAUGUAUCGACCAUCUCCAGCAGUGCCCUGCCCAUGUCAUCAUGUGCGGCCAGUCGAUAGCAAAAGAUGACUAUGAUAGUCACUUCUGCACUGGUCAUGAUCACGAGUGUGAACCUGUUCUUGGAGAAUGGAGGGAGCAGCAAAGAGCAUUGCUUGAAGCAGGAGGAUCAGAGAGAGCAGCUGAGUCAGAUAGCAAAGAGAAGAAGGAAGGGGAUGACAUUACAGGGAAUAAGGCAGGAUCAGAGAAUGAAGGAGAAACAAGUGAUGAAAAGCCAUCAUCAGUACACAAGCGAGGGGAUCCUCUUCACACUGUACCUUGGCAGCUAUUAAGGGAUGAAGGACAAGAAGAAGGAGAGUUAGAAGGGGAAGAAGACAUAGCUACCUCUCUCACCCCUGUCUCGCCUUCUCCUGUCUCCCCAGCCCCUGACGAUGAGCACCUCCACCUCAGCCUGAUGCCAUACAGGAUCCUACAGGAGAUUGGUCUCCACCUGGACCGAGAGUCACUCAAUGAGCUGGCCCUUACGUCACAUUUCUUCAGGGAUGUUGCUGCAUCCCUUCUGCGUAAGAAAGGUCUAGUGGAAACAAGAUGGAAGAAGGUGGAUAACAAGUGGAUAGAAGACGGGAAGAUUUGGCGGUAUGUUCCUGCUCAUCUCAAACCAGAGCCAAAGGAAAGUUAGAGCUUAUUGUACUGACCCUGUUAAGCCCCUUUUACACCUUCACGGAAGCAACACGGAUCAUCCCGGAUUGUCAAUCCGGGGUCAUCCGUGUACAGUC